AUGGAUAGUCGGGAGACCCUGACCGCCGAGACCCUUGUUGAUGCCCCCCAAGAGGCUGAAGCGCCCGCCGCAGCUCCAUCGCCGAUAGCGACCGCCAGUGCAGCUCCAUCGCCGAUGACCUCCGAGUCCGAAGCCCGAGCAAUCACGAACUAUGCUUCACACUACAGGAGAGAUCCGAAAGAUGUUAGCAUCGAGAUGGUUCGGGCUUCCGCCGAAGGGGCUACGCACUGGGCGACUGUAGGUCUGGACUUGACCGCUCGCUCUCCCUUGGGCCAAAGUAUGAACCGUGCCCUAAAGCACAAGCCGGACGUGAAAGCCAUGUACGGCCUCAUGCUAGACCAGUUUAAGGGGGAGUUCAGAAGAGCCUGGGCUGUUCAAAAGGACUUCGAGUUCGUUCGUACGGUGAAAACCACGGAGAACAGCUUCAGGAAGAAGCGGGAGGAUUUGGGAACCUACAAGACCGAGCUUCAAAUCACCCAGCUGCUUGGGGGCACCGAUCAACCAGCCGCCGUUGAGCAAACCCAGAACUAUAUCAAGAUGUGCACCAGAGAAGACCUCAAGGAGUACUGUGUGUGCUUCAACUCGUGGCUGAAAGUUGACACCUACUUGUGGGUGGAGCACCUGAUCAGCACCAGCAACCACCAGGAGUGGCGAUCCACGGUCUCCGUGGAGUGCACGGAAACGAUCCCAGGGUCGUGGGCCGAGAAGGUCGAGAUCUCCAAGGCUAUCCGCUGCUUUGCCGUGGAAAACAACGCCAGACUGGUGGACGUCAAAGAGGAUGAUGUCAGGAACUCCGAGCUCGGAGUGGCCGGGUAUGCCGCUCUGUUUGACAAAACACCGGCGGCAGCGCCGAAAGCGGGAGGGGACGGUAGCAAUGCCAGAGGAGGCAAGGGUAAGAGGACCACGCCGGUGGAGGAUGCCGGUGCUGGUUUGGCGGACGGGGAGCCUGCAGCAGGGACGAAUGGUGGGGAGGAGCCCAAGGCCAAGAAGGCACGCAACGGAGCCAACGUUCUUUCCUCGAAGAAGGAAAAGGAAGUGAAAGAGCUCCUGGCACAGGAGCAAAGCUCGGACAAUACCAUGUCCGUGCUGACGGUGCAAAUGGGCAAGGGCGACGCCUCUUCAUGGGCUUGGGCAAGUGGGUUCGUGAAGAACUACAAGGAUUGCCGGAUGCAGGUGCUCCAGCUCUACGCCGAUAAUCCCUUCUUCCAAUCCAUGAAAGUGGCCGUGCUUUCCUCUAAGGAGCUGCAGAAAGUCAAGAAGGAUUACAAGGAUCUAUAUGUCCCGAAGUUGUGCGAUUUCGUGAGCAUGCUAGGCCCUAAAAUCCUUGCUAUGGCAGAGGCUAGUGCCCAAAUCCAGUUGAUGGCUGAAGCCAAGCAGAAUGCUUCCGAGUCAGCCAAAGCUACCCCUGGACCCAAAUCUAAGGCUAAGUCCAACAAGGGCCCCAAACGAGCGGCCUCGCAGGCAAGCCUUGCUUCCGCUUAG
Symbiodinium sp. CCMP2592 is the source of this 1482-nucleotide messenger RNA. The record is from the annotation of a GenBank genome assembly. Lineage: Eukaryota; Dinophyceae; Suessiales; Symbiodiniaceae.